Saccostrea echinata is the source of this 802-nucleotide messenger RNA. RefSeq names its product myb-related transcription factor, partner of profilin-like. The coding region runs from base 74 to 802 and encodes 242 amino acids. The record is from RefSeq and is a predicted model, not a curated record. Gene Ontology annotation, cellular component: nucleus. NCBI's taxonomy places the organism in Eukaryota, Metazoa, Mollusca, Bivalvia, Ostreida, Ostreidae. The transcript is spliced from 3 exons.
AUUCGAAUGCAUUCAUCUGUGGCCACAAAACGGGUACGAAGUCCGUGCGCUCAGAAAAAAUUCUAGUAAGAAAAUGUCUCUGAAAAGAUGCCCAAAUUUUAGCUCUGCUGAGAUAACUGUGUUAACAGAUGAAGUGGAGAAAGGAAAAGACAUUCUAUUUUCCAGGCAAAAUUCAACAGUUUCCAAUUCUUUGAAGAAGGAAACAUGGAACAAAAUAGCCACCAAGGUAAAUGCUGUAAAUACUACAGAUCACAUCAGGUCCGGAGAAGAAAUGAAAAAGAAGUGGACCUGCUUAAGCAGCGAAAGCAGAAAGAAGUUGGCACUAAACAGGAGGGAGCAAAAAAAGACAGGGGGAGGAUCUUUGCCAUCAGGGGCCGCCUUCAGACCAAUAGAUGAGAAAAUAGAAGGUAUCAUCGGGGAAACCUCAAUUUCGGGAAUUGAGGGGGGCAUUGACGUUUUAGAGACAGAGUCGGCCAGGGAAACGUCACCAAGCAAGAGCACAGAUGCUGUAAAUGGUAGUGAGAUGUCUUACAAAGGUACGAGAGGAUACAUAAAACGCUCAAAGAAUUCUUGUAAUGAUGACAUAACAUUGAGACUAGUUGCAACAGAGGAAGAGAGGCUGGUUGUUGAGAAAAAAAGAUUAGAAAUGGAGGAAAAACGACUGAAAGUUGAAGAACGGCGACUUGAAAUUGCAGAGCAGCAACUACAAAUACAACGUGAACAACAUGCUCUUCACCUAUGUCAGCUGGGGAUAGUUCGUGACGCUACAGUAACAGUCAACACCCCCUCUGAAAAUAAAUAA